Umbelopsis ramanniana AG is the source of this 942-nucleotide messenger RNA. RefSeq lists its product as uncharacterized. The transcript is spliced from 5 exons. NCBI's taxonomy places the organism in Eukaryota, Fungi, Mucoromycota, Umbelopsidomycetes, Umbelopsidales, Umbelopsidaceae. Gene Ontology annotation, molecular function: chitinase activity. Gene Ontology annotation, biological process: carbohydrate metabolic process. Gene Ontology annotation, cellular component: extracellular region. The record is from RefSeq and is a predicted model, not a curated record. The annotation marks the transcript as partial.
AUGGUCUCCUCCAACUUUAUCAAGUCCACUCUUGGGGCAGCUGUAUUGCUAGCUUCGUCUACCGUGACCAGCGCAUUCUCUGCCACCAGCAAUGGAAACUAUGUCCUGUACUGGGGUCAAAACUCUUAUGGCGCUGCCGGCGGCGCUUCUUCUGGAUGGCAAAAGAACCUGGCUUCUUACUGUUCCGAUAGCACCACAGACAUUUUUGUCCUUGCCUUCUUGGAUGUCUUCUUUAGCACCGGUAGUGAGCCUGCUUUGGAUUUCGCCAACGCUAGCAACAACUGCACUACCUUCACUGGUACCAGCAUGUUGCACUGCCCCCAGAUUGGUACUGAUAUCCAAACUUGUCAAUCUAAGGGAAAGAAGAUUCUUUUGUCUCUCGGUGGUGCCUCUGGUAGCUACGGCUUCAGCUCAGAUGCUCAAGGUACUGCAUUCGCUGAUCAGCUUUGGAAUCUCUUUGGUGCUGGUUCUAGCACUACUCGUCCAUUUGAUAGUGCUGUCAUCGAUGGUUUUGACUUGGAUAUUGAAGGUGGUGGUUCCACUGGUUAUGCUGCAUUUGUUACCCAGAUGCGCACUCACUAUGCCUCUGAUACCUCAAAGAGCUACUAUAUCUCUGGUGCUCCUCAAUGCCCCUAUCCUGAUGCGUACCUUGGCGCCGUUUUGAACUCUGCCUGGUUCGAUUUCGUUUGGGUGCAAUUCUACAACAACUACUGCAGUGUUCAAGGUGGAUCCUUCAACUACGGUACUUGGGAUACUUGGGCCACUCAAACUUCCGUUAACAAGAAUGUCCGUAUCUUUAUCGGUGUUCCCGGAAGCACCAGCGCUGCCAGCUCUGGUUACGUUCCCCUUGCUGCUCUCGAAUCCACCAUUGCCUCUACUCGCUCCACCUACAAUUCUUUCGGUGGUGUCAUGAUGUGGGAUGCUUCUCAAGCUUAUGGCAAU